GUAAUACCUACUUGUAUAAACUUUCGUAAACUACGAAUUGUCAUGAUCCACCCAUUACGCGAUAACUGUCAUUUAUGUUACGAUCGAUUUCGCCUUAGAUAUUUUCCGCGACAUUUUUCGCAGUUCCUCCGGAAUACGAUGAAACAAACCAUUUGAUCGGAUGAAUCGUAUUGCAAAAAAAAAAAAAAAACAUCUGUUCUAACAUAAAUCGUGCGAUUUUUUUUAAAUAAAUUCAUUCGAGAUAUAUACACAUACACACACACACAUAUAUAUCGAGAAAAUGAGUGAGUUCCGUAACGAGGAAUACGAUCAAUUGAUUAAACCAAUAAUGAUAACUGGAAAAAUCAUUUCUAUAUGGCCGUUGGCAGAGAAUAGCAGUUGGAUAGAGAUUACGUUUAGAAGAUUUCACUUGUUCUGCAUGUUUUUCCUAGUGAUCGUGAUGUCUGUCGCGGUAACAGCCGACGUGAUUCACAAUAUAGACGAUCUGGACGAAGCGACCGAAUGCGCGUUAAUUUGCACAGCUUUUUAUCUUUGCGUGGUUCGCUUGCUCGUGUAUUCGUUCCACCAGAAGGACAUGCUCUACGUGGUGAACACGAUGAGACAGGAUUGGAUCUCAUCCUCGGACCAGGAUCGGCUCAUUUUCGCCGAGAAAACGAUGUUCGCUUUCCGCCUCGCGAAAUAUUUUAUCACCACCGUCGCAAUAACCAUCGUGAUGUUCAUGUCCGUCCCAGUUUUGGAGAUUUACGUGAUCGGCAAUAGCGACAAAGUGCUCCCAUUUCGAGGAUAUUUCUUCAUCAAUCAAACCGUGUCACCGGUUUUCGAAUUUCUAUAUCUGUUCAACGUAACAGCGGGCGGAUUUGGCGGAAGUAUGAUCGCAGGCGCAACCAGUUUCAAUUUAGUGGUGAUAAUACACGGCUCGGGCAAAUUUGCCGUCCUCAGGAGAAGGAUGGAGGCUUUGAACGGGGCCGAUCCUAACUCCACCUCGAUCAUGGGGGAUCACGUGAUUCGUCACCAGCAAGCGAUCAAGUUCGCGGACACUUUGGAAAGGAUCAUAAACGUGCUCGCUUUGGGACAAUUCGUCAUAAGCACGGGAUUGAUUUGCUUCGCCGGAUUUCAGAUCACCUCGAUGAUGGAGAACAAGGGUCGGCUGAUGAAAUAUUCCACCUUUCUCAACUCCGCCAUUCUCGAGCUGUUCAUGUUCAGCUUCAGCGGGAACGGGUUGAUCGACGAGAGCGAAGGGAUAGGCGAAUCGGCAUACAACAGCGGAUGGAUCGGCAGCCGUUUCCGUAAAAGCGUCCAGAUCAUGAUGAUGCGUUCCAAAAUUCCUAGCAAGAUAACAGCGGCGAAAUUCUACAGCAUGUCCUUGGAGAGUUUCUCAGCGGUUCUAAGCACGUCGUUUUCGUACUUCACGGUGCUCACAGCCACCAAAAACGAUUAGGAACACGAAUGGUUCUAUACGUUUUAUACGAUUCGGAUAGACGGCGUCUCUCGAUGACUCAACCUGCAACGGAGAAUAUAUGUACUUUAGUUAGAUCCACUAGCCUAAAAAUAUCGUGUAAAACAAAAUGUCGUAUGUGAACGUUGUAGCGUGUAGUCCACCACGUUUGUUGCUUAAGAUCGAUAGAUUUUUUUUUUU
Messenger RNA from Apis dorsata (giant honeybee), 1636 nucleotides. Its product is annotated as odorant receptor 13a-like. The record is from RefSeq and is a predicted model, not a curated record. Gene Ontology annotation, biological process: detection of chemical stimulus involved in sensory perception of smell; sensory perception of smell. The transcript is spliced from 7 exons. Gene Ontology annotation, cellular component: plasma membrane. The coding region runs from base 281 to 1438 and encodes 385 amino acids. NCBI's taxonomy places the organism in Eukaryota, Metazoa, Arthropoda, Insecta, Hymenoptera, Apidae. Gene Ontology annotation, molecular function: odorant binding; olfactory receptor activity.